AUGUCGGCCCCACCAUCACCUCGAAGCCGCAUUCCCGUCCGCUCGUCGAGCUGUCCACAAUCGCCUAAACCACGACACUUGCGUCUCUUACACUCUGGUCUGAUCACGAUCCCUGAGGGCACCAGACAAAGCAGCGCAGAUGCUAUCUUGACAAGAAUGCCCAGAGUCAGAUCGUCUGAUAGUCUGUAUAAGCCCGUCACGGACAAAGUGUUGCCGCAGCUGCCUCAAGCUGAAGUCACUCUUGAAGUCACCCCUGAGGCUCCUCUUAAUCCUGCUCUUGACAAAAAGGCACACUGCAACAUCUGCGAAGAAGAAGCGAAGAACGAGGUCCAAACUAUCGCUCCAGUUGUUGUAGAGACUGUGAUAUUGGAGGAACAUGCAUGGCAAGAGUUCUUUGUACAGGAGCGGACCCUCACGAGAUGGACUAUAUCAACCAACCUCGAAGCCGCAAUGGAUGCAACCAAAACCCAACUCCAAAACAUUAACACUGCACGUGUGAAACACGACUGCCUUGUUGAGCUCUGUAAAGGCAUAUCAGAGACCAAUGCCCAACUCCAACCCCUGUGUCAACGAGCCAUCGACCAGCAUCAAGCCCUGGCCCAGAAGGAAACCCAGCUGUGCAAUGCAAGCAACUACGUCCUCGAACGCAACGACGUCUUAAUCACCAAAUGUCGCCUCUUUCUCACAAACUCCGCAAACUCUUAUCAUAAGCUGAAAGCCGAGUACAACAAAGCCUUGGCCCACGCAAAGGAAAUAACGAAAUACAAUACUUGUACCUGCGUCCCCAAGACCAACGAUCUCGACAAGGAAUUCGGAUCUCUGACGGCUUUGAACAAGGACAUUGGUAUCGUGACCGAAAACAUCACCUCUAUCAAUGGUCUGCUGGCUUGUCACAAUCAGGAUCUCGAUAGUCAGAUUGCCAGUCUCAAUGCUGAGAUUAUCAAACUUGCGUCGAAGAAAGCAUUCAGCUUUUUGGGCAAGGUAUUGUGCUCUCGUUGA
This is a messenger RNA of Aureobasidium melanogenum CBS 110374, 999 nucleotides long. RefSeq lists its product as uncharacterized. The coding region runs from base 1 to 999 and encodes 332 amino acids. NCBI's taxonomy places the organism in Eukaryota, Fungi, Ascomycota, Dothideomycetes, Dothideales, Saccotheciaceae. The transcript has 2 exons. The record is from RefSeq and is a predicted model, not a curated record.